Messenger RNA from Tetrahymena thermophila SB210, 1410 nucleotides. RefSeq lists its product as hypothetical. The record is from RefSeq and is a predicted model, not a curated record. The transcript has 8 exons. NCBI's taxonomy places the organism in Eukaryota, Ciliophora, Oligohymenophorea, Hymenostomatida, Tetrahymenidae.
AUGGCUGACCAUCACGAUGAUGACUUUGUGAAGAAUUACGAGGAUUAAGAUUCUUCAGGAGAAUUUGAAGCCAAAGUUAAUGAAACUAUUUCAGCUCAUAUGAAGCAAACAGUUAAUAGACCUGUAUCCAAAUCUGGUAGACCUGAAUCUAGCAGAUAUAAUGCAUUAAAUUGGAAAAAUGGAAGUGGAAACUCAAAUAAUAAUAUAAAAGAUCAAGAUUAAUAGGAUAGUAAUCGUGAAAUGGCAAAAAAUAAAGAAAAGGAAAAAGAAGUUAUUUAAGAUCAAUAAUAAAGUAAAAAUAAGCAGAUUUAUGAAGCUCUAAAAAAGUAGUCUUCUUAACAACUCCCAAACCCAGUAAUUUAAAAAAUGAGUAAAUUCAUAGCCUUUCACCACAUUUCUUUAGAAACAUUUUGGAAAUCCUCUCGAAUCUAUGUUGAACUAGAUGAAUUUGUAGAGUACUGCUUAGAUAUUGGAAUGUCAAUUCAAGAGUGGGAACUUGAAACUGUAUAGAAAGAAUUAACUGAUUAAGAUGGGUAUGUAACUAUCAAAAUUUUAUGUGAUAAGAUUUAACCUUGGCACAACUAAGAAAAUGCUAUGCUUGAAUUUAUAAGAGAAAAAGUGUUAACAAUGGCUUAAAGUUCAAAGAAGAAAUUUAGAGUUUAGAGCCAGAAGUUUGCAAGACAGUAAAGUGCUAAAAACACAAUUAGUUCUUAAUAACAAAGACCUUUGAGUGGAUAUUCUUAAGAUUUUUAAUAAAAUUAGUACAUGUUCCAUGAAAAUAAAUCUAAAGUCUACUUAUAAAAGCACAAAGAAAAGGAAAAAGAUUAAGACAAGUUUUUAAAUAUUACGAUUAGCAAGAAUAAAAACGAGCAUGAGUAUGAGGCUUUAAUAAAAAUGGGUGAAGCUAAUGAAAUACAAGAAGAACUCAAAAGUAGAAUCAAUUAUAGAGCUUAUAAAAAUUCUGAUGGACAUAUGUUGGUCCAUAUGUAUGAUGGUGAAAGAUUUGUUACAGAAAUGACACUAAUUGAAUUUAGAAGAGAACAUACUUCUUUAAAGCUUGCUUAUAACAAAUCCAAAAAUUUAAAGAUUUGGGAUGUCUUAUCUGAAAAUAAAAAGGCAAUUAAAGGCAGAGAUUUUUCAAAAAACGUUUAGAAAAAUGAACUUUAAGCUCCAGAUUAGUUAGAAACACCAGGAGGAGGAGGAACAGAAGCAGCAACAGGAAAAAAGGUAAAAGCAACUCGUCAGCAAGAGUUAAAGAAGGUUUUGCUUGAAACAAUGUGGUUAAGCAAUAUAUUAAAUGAAUAAAGUGGAAUUUUAAAUAAAAAAGGCAUUAAUGCUAAUAAUUAGCUAAAUAAAUCUUACAGUGCUCUCAACGUUAAUAGAUCGAUGAGUGCCUCUCAUCAAUUUUGA